Messenger RNA from Trifolium pratense (red clover), 2769 nucleotides. RefSeq names its product probable CoA ligase CCL12. The record is from RefSeq and is a predicted model, not a curated record. Bases 309 to 2489 code for a protein of 726 amino acids. Lineage: Eukaryota; Viridiplantae; Streptophyta; Magnoliopsida; Fabales; Fabaceae. The transcript is spliced from 14 exons.
ACAUGAGAUCAGUAUGUUGCAAUGAAACUAACUGAGAGAGGUGACUGACCCCUACGGUCAACCAAGCACCACGUUGUGCUGCAAUAGUAAUUAGUUAGUAUCGCUAUCACCAUUCACCAACCCCCUCUCCUCUAUCUAUCUACAGAGUUAGGUGAGCUCAACCUCAACUCAACUUGUUGGAGUUGGUGAUAUCACAACCUCAACUACCACCUUAGCACCACUCAACUUUCGAAGUUUUGAAUGAAUAAGUAUUCAAGUUUUGCAUUGCACUUUUGAAGUUGGAAAGAAUUAGUGAGAGACGGAUAGAGAUGGGAAAAAAGAGUAUAAGGGAGUUGGGUGUGGAUGACUUUGUGAAGGCUGGCUUAUCAGCAACUGAAGCCAAUGAAUUAAAGGAGCAACUGCUUAUGUCACUGUCAGUCUCCUCCAACGAUCCUGCUGAUAUAUGGGGCGAUCUCGUCAGCCGCAGAGUCCUCAAACCAUCAUACCCUCACCCACUUCAUCAGCUUCUCUAUUAUACCAUCUAUUCUGAUCAUCAAUCAUCUUCUCCCCCUCUUUACUGGUUUCCUUCUCUAGAGCAGGCAAGACGCACAAACCUGGGCCGUCUCAUGGAAAUUCAUGGUUCUCAGAUUUUAGGAGCAUCCUCCUACAAGGAUCCUAUUACUAGUUUUCCUCUUUUUCAUAAAUUUUCUGUUCAACACCCCGAGGUGUACUGGUCUCUUGUUCUCAAGGAACUUUCUAUUUCCUUUGUUCAACCUCCAAAUUGCAUUUUAGAUACGUCUUCCGACCCAUCAAAACACGGAGGAACCUGGCUACCUGGUUCUGUCCUCAAUAUUGCUGAUUGUUGUUUGCAACCCAGCUCUCACCCUAACAAACAAGACGACAGUAUAGCCAUUGUUUGGAGGGAUGAAGGUUUUGAUGACUCUGAGGUUAAUCAUAUCACUCUCAAACAACUUCGUCAGCAAGUCAUGUUGGUGGCGAAUGCAGUAGAUGCCAAUUUCUCGAAGGGUGAUGCAAUCGCAAUUGACAUGCAAAUGACAGUCAAUGCUGUGAUUAUAUAUCUAGCCAUUGUUUUAGCAGGAUGUGUUGUGGUAUCGAUAGCUGAUAGCUUUGCACCAAAAGAAAUUGCAACUCGUCUCCGUGUUUCCAAUGCCAAGGGUAUUUUCACGCAGGAUUUCAUAUCAAGAGGUGGAAAGAAAUUCCCUUUGUACAGUCGAGUGAUUGAGGCAGCAACAUGUAAAGUUAUCGUGCUCCCUGUGAUAGGCAAUGACAUAGGAGUACAAUUAAGAGAACAUGACUUAUCAUGGAAUAGUUUUCUUUCUUCUGGCAAACAGCAUAGGUCACAUCAUUACUCUCCGUUCUAUCACUCAAUUGAUUCUGUCACUAACAUACUUUUCUCAUCUGGAACCACAGGGGAUCCGAAAGCAAUUCCUUGGACUCAACUUUCGCCCAUACGAAGUGCCGCAGAUGGAUGGGCUUGUAUUGAUAUUCAACCUGGAGAUGUCUAUUGCUGGCCUACAAAUUUAGGAUGGGUGAUGGGACCAACUCUUAUGUAUUCAUGUUUUCUUUCUGGUGCCACUCUUGCUUUGUACCAUGGAUCUCCACUUGGUCAUGGUUUUGGAAAAUUUGUUCAGGAUGCAGGUGUUACCAUUUUGGGAACAGUUCCAAGCUUAGUAAAAGCUUGGAAGAGUACAAAGUGUAUGGAGGACUUGGACUGGACAAAGAUAAAAACAUUUUGUUCGACUGGAGAAACUUCAAACGUUGAUGAUGACCUUUGGCUUUCUUCAAAAUCUUAUUACAAACCCAUAAUUGAAUGUUGUGGAGGCACUGAGCUCGCGUCUUGUUACAUCAUGGGGAGUCCACUACAGCCUCAAGCUUUUGGAGCAUUUAGCACACCAUCAAUGACAGCUGGUUUAGUCAUCCUCGAUGAAAAUGGAGUUCCUUAUCCAGAUGAUGUUCCUUGUGUUGGUGAAGUGGGCUUAUUCCCUGUAUAUAUGGGAGCAACCGAUAGAUUGCUUAACGCCGAUCAUGAGGAGGUUUACUUUAAGGGAAUGCCACUUUACAAAGGAAAGAUUCUUAGAAGACACGGAGAUAUAAUCAAAAGAACUGUAGGAGGGCAUCUCGUUGUACAAGGGAGGGCUGAUGAUACCAUGAAUCUUGGUGGCAUUAAGACAAGUUCUGUAGAAAUUGAGCGUGUCUGUGAUAGGGCCGAUGAAUGUAUCUUGGAAACAGCUGCAAUCAGUGUUGCUCCUGCAAAUAGAGGUCCAGAACAACUGGUUAUAUUUGUAGUUUUAAAGAAUGGAUAUAAUUCCGAUGCGGAAACUCUAAAGAAGAAAUUCUCCAAAGCCAUUCAGACCAACCUUAAUCCUUUAUUCAAGGUAAGCAUUGUUAAAAUUGUGCCUGUGUUUCCUAGAACAGCUUCCAACAAAAUACUAAGGAGAGUUUUGAGAGAUCAAAUGAAACAUGAGCUAUCAGUUCAUAGCAGACUUUAGUGACAUUAUUAACUCAAAGAAGAUUAAGUUCAUUUCAUGUGCAAAAUAGAUGAAGGGACAAUCACCACCGUAAACUCUCACACACAACUGCAUGGUCACAAGUUCGAGGUGAACCUGUUCAACUUAUCAAUAUUGACAUUUGACAGUUGAGUUAGGUAUUACGAACACAAUCUAUAAGCCUUAUUAGGUAGUCUAUAUAAUUGAGUAAAUUUAAUCCGUCAAAUUUAUUAAUCAUUAUUGCUUUUUUUUAUUAAUAAUAAAAAUGAUUGCUUUUUGAAAA